UAUUCCGGGCUACUCAAUUCCGAUGUUUUAAGUAUUCUUCGGUAUACAAAAGUUCAUCAAAAUGAAUCAGAAUUUUGUUGGACGAUUUUUUGUGAAGGCUUGGAGGUCGCAAAUAUUAUAUUGUGGUCAACAGUUUUUUAAUCCCAAACAACAGGUUACACCAAACUACUUCUGCUUACGCAAUACUAGUUUUUUUAACAAACUUCCUGCUGAAGACAUUUGGCGUGGAGUAACAGCGGUUAGCAAUGCUGGAAAGAAAAGAGGCCGCGGAAAAGGAAGUGGAAAGAAAGUUGCAAAGGAUCUAAACAAAGGACAAACCAUCGGCCUCGGAAAAAGCAGUCGCAUAUGGCCUGGACUAAAUUCACCUGUUAUACGUGGAAAUGAAGUUAUUCACCAGCAGAAGCUUGACAAAAAUUUAGAUAUAGAAAAUGGAGUUAUGAAAAUACGUGAUUCAAUGGGAAAUUUCAGAUUAAUGAAGUUAAAUCCAAUAGAUCGAGGUUGGUCUGGAAGUAAAAUGUCUGGACGAAGUAUUGGGUCGCCUGACCUUGUUGGUGAAGAAGAAUUUAUUUCAUUUGAUACUCGAGUCUUGGAAAACAAAAUUGUUUUUAUUAUGAAAGGAAAUAUGGGAAGAAAACGAAGGUAUUCUGUCUUGUCGGUCACAGGAAAUGGUAAGGGCUUGGCAGGAUUUGCUACUGCUAAAGCGCCAGAAGUUCGAACGGCUCUUCGAAAGUCUAAGAAUCGAGCAGGACAAAAACUAAUCAACAUAAACCUUUGUGAAAACAGGACUAUUUACCAUGAUUUUCGUACAGACUUUGGACAAACCAAAAUUUAUUGUUUUCAAAAACCUUAUGGAUAUGGAUUAGUUUGCCAUCGGUCAAUACAAACAAUUUGUAAAGUUAUAGGUAUAAAAGAUUUGUAUGCCAAAAUUGAGGGGUCAACGAACCUUCAGCACAUUGUAAAGGCAUUUUUUAUUGGUCUAAUGAGUCAAAGGUCUUAUCAAGACAUUGCUAAUAAAACCAAUUUUAACAUUGUUGAACAGCAAAAGACGAGGAAUGGAUACGCAGAAGUAAAAGGAAUCCCGUCUUACAAUUCAACUUCCGUUCAUACCCAAAUUGCUGACUAUAUGCAUUUUACCUUAGGAAAUAAAAUUGUUUUAAAACAAAAAGCUAUCUUACCAUUCUAUGCUUUUACAAAAGGACACGAACUGCACCAAAUUAAAGCAGAGCGUUUUCGAAACCAAGCUGGUGUUCGACUACACAAGCUAGUAAAUUUAUAUGCUUAACUUAUAAAACCCUAAAUAAAGACUUUAUAAAUUGAA
This is a messenger RNA of Drosophila elegans, 1318 nucleotides long. RefSeq names its product 28S ribosomal protein S5, mitochondrial (gene mRpS5). The record is from RefSeq and is a predicted model, not a curated record. The coding region runs from base 62 to 1282 and encodes 406 amino acids. NCBI's taxonomy places the organism in Eukaryota, Metazoa, Arthropoda, Insecta, Diptera, Drosophilidae. Gene Ontology annotation, molecular function: RNA binding; structural constituent of ribosome. The transcript has 3 exons. Gene Ontology annotation, cellular component: ribosome. Gene Ontology annotation, biological process: translation.